UCCUAUUUCCUAUCGAUUUCUUCCACACCUACCGGCGCCCGGGAACGACCCUGUUCCGAUGCUACGGUCGCCGCCGCUGCCAGUGCCACUACGCCCUUCCGCUGUCCGCGCCUCCCCGCUUCCGCCCCCUAGACCUAGAGCUGCAAACCCUAACACCGAGUCGACGACGACAACAACUGCCGCCGCCUCAGCGGACAGAGCGGCCACCAUGGGCGCGGCGGCGUGGUGGCGGCGCGCGCUGGGUCAGCGGUUCAACCCAACCGGCGUGGCCGCGGUGGCGGCCGUCGCGGCGUCCAAGCCGAGCCUGGCGCUGCCGCACGUGUCGGUGCAAGACAUCAGGUGGCUAGACUGGGCUGAACUCCGCCGCGCCGGGUUCCGCGGCGUCGUUUUCGACAAGGACAACACGCUCACCACCCCCUACGCGCCCGCGCUGUGGCCGCCACUCGCGGCAACGUUCGACCAAUGCCGCGCGACGUUCCCGCCCGGUGCGCUCGCCAUCUACAGCAACUCCGCAGGGUUGACGGAGUAUGAUCCGGACGGGCUGGAUGCGAGGGCGAUUGAAGCGGCCAUCGAGGGGGUUCAUGUGAUCAGGCAUGAUACAAAGAAACCAGGUGGACCAGCUAAUGAAAUAGAGAGUUACUUUGGUUGUUCAGCCUCAGAUCUUGUGUUGGUUGGUGACCGUUACUUCACUGAUGUGGUCUAUGGAAACAGGAAUGGCUUUUUUACAGUACUGACAGAGCCUUUAAACAUUGCUGAUGAAUCGUACAUUGUCAAAAGGGUUAGGAAACUGGAGGCGUACAUCAUCAAUUAUUGGUACAAGAAAGGGUACAAACCAAUGGAGCAUCCUUUGCUCCCAGAUGCAAGAAGAAUAGUGAAGUUUGACCCAUAUGACGACUCAGUUACGACCAGAAUAUAGUGUAAUGAUAUAUGUUGCACCUGCUCACAGUAGAAAUUCACCGGUUUAGCAAAAAAAAAAAAAAAAAAGAAAUCCACCGGUUUCUUUCUCCAGUAGAGUGAGAUCUGUUGUUUGUAGCUUUGUAGAAGAUUACAAGGGAGAAACAUAUGGUGUGUAGAGAUUUGUUGUUUUUUCUCCCUCUCGAGCAGAAUGCAAUUUAGGGAAAUGUCUGUCGUGUGCGUGAACAUUACUUUGUCCUUGUUCAUUUUGCAUGAAGAAAAGAUAGUCCUCCGUACAUA
Messenger RNA from Sorghum bicolor (sorghum), 1194 nucleotides. RefSeq lists its product as uncharacterized. The record is from RefSeq and is a predicted model, not a curated record. Gene Ontology annotation, molecular function: phosphatidylglycerophosphatase activity. The transcript is spliced from 5 exons. NCBI's taxonomy places the organism in Eukaryota, Viridiplantae, Streptophyta, Magnoliopsida, Poales, Poaceae. The coding region runs from base 59 to 916 and encodes 285 amino acids.